AUGCAAAGCAAAGAAAUCACAGACGACCUUAUCAGCAGUUCCACGGAACUGGCUGGGUCAUAUGGCAAGAAAUAUGCACGUUUAAUGAGCCAUGUUGCUUGGAUACCCACCAAUGAGGACACUGAUCCAUGGAUACAGGUUAAUUUCGUGUUAACCGUAACGAUUAUCGAGAUUUUAACUCAAGGAAGAUCAAUUUAUACCCAGUGGACACGAAACUACAUGGUAGCUUUUGCACAAGAGGCAGAUUAUUUUCAGUUUUAUCUCACGGAGAAUAAGCAGGAAAAG
This is a messenger RNA of Paramuricea clavata, 285 nucleotides long. The record is from the annotation of a GenBank genome assembly. Lineage: Eukaryota; Metazoa; Cnidaria; Anthozoa; Malacalcyonacea; Plexauridae.